Messenger RNA from Symbiodinium natans, 2835 nucleotides. NCBI's taxonomy places the organism in Eukaryota, Dinophyceae, Suessiales, Symbiodiniaceae. The record is from the annotation of a GenBank genome assembly.
AUGUCGAUGCUGGGCAGCAUCACGCAGCUCUCCGGCGCGCACGUCGAAGCACAGAGGUGGCUGUGGAGGGCGCUGGACAUUCUCGAGUCGGACGCCGAGGAAGCCCUAGAGCUCGCCAGGAAGGCAACGACCGCUUUUGAUGAAGCGGGCGAGUCUGACAACGCUGCAGAUGCAUCUCGCUUGGUGGUCAGCGCCACUUUCAGCAGCGGUGACAUCGAGGGCGCUAUCGGCCUGGCCAGCGAGCAGCUGGAGGCGUCACAGCGUGGGGACGCGCUCAUGCAGGCCUACGCGCACUUGAUGUGGGCCGAGCUGAUGCUAGCACUUGGCAAGUCCGAGGAGCUCAAGGAGCAUGCCGCAUCUGCCUGCGAGACCUUCCGAGAGCUUGGAAAGAGCGGCUGUGUGGCAAAAUGCACAGCUGCCUUGACACAGGCAUGUAUCCAGGAAGGCGAGGGCGUGGAGGGUGAAAGGCUUGCACAGGAGGCUCUGGCGCUCUGGAAGGACUUGGGAGACAAGAGGGGUGUAGCAGUGGCCUGGCAUCUGCUCUCCGCCGCCCGGUCUGUGAGCGGCCAAGGCAGCCUCAUGGAGCCCCUCCUCAAGUCGCUGGACCUCUACCGGGAGCUGCGGUGGAGGCGGCUCGAGGCCACCGCGCUUUACAACCUUGCCGAGCGGCAGCGCUAUGAGCCCAACGGAGGGCUUCCAGCUCAGAGGACCGCCGAGGAGGCCGUCACAAUCUGGAGAUCGCUUGGCAAUUACAAGGGCGAGGCCACGGCUCUCACGGCGGUGGUAAAAGCCAUGAUCGUGCGCGGCCUGCAGUCCGAUGCGCUGCAGCUGAUCCAGGAUCGCGUGGAGGAGCUGAGGGGCCCGGAGAAGAAGUCUGCGCUGGUCCACCUCGGAUCCGGCUGCGUUGCUGCGUUGCAGGAAUGCGGUGCGAACGAAGAAGCACUGGCGCUCGCAACCGAAGUUCUGGCCAUCACGCAGGAGAUAGGAAACAGGCACGAAGAAGCCUGGAUGCUCAAGAAGCUCUCCGAGGUGCGGAGUGGCAUGAAGCAGUAUUCAGAUGCCCUGGUCUGCGCCCAGGAGGCUCAGACGAUUUUCCAGGAGCUUGGUGACCAGAGCGGUGAGGAGGAGGCGAUGAAAAGUCUAUCCCAGAUCUACACGGCGAAGCGGGAGGCGCACAAGGCCCCCUACCGCCAGCGGGCGCUGGAAGUCCUAGGCGAGUUUGCCACCUCGGUCGCCAAGAUGGAUGCCGAAGGAUUCCAAAAAGCCCUCACGCAGCUUCGUCUGUACCAGGGGGUGGAUGGCCAAGAUGUGGCUGCAAGCUUGUCGGGCGCCCUGGAGGACCCAGACGUCUACAAGUGGUACAUCGAAACCUCCGCCGAGUACUUCCAGGUCUCCGUCGAGGAGGCGGAGUCCAUGGUCGGCCGGGCACCCCUGAACCCCAUGCAGCACGCCGUGGCCUUCGAUGCCCGGGGCUUUGAGGGCGGAGGACUCUAUGUGGCCUUCCGCUUGGGGUCCAUGGGGUAUGGGCCAAGCUUCCGGCCCGUCCAGCAAGUCUACCGGCAAGGGAGGCCUUUCGAGGCAGAGCAAGGCGAGCCGCCCGCUGUGCUGGGCGUGCUGCGGGAUGAGACUGUGGAGGAAUGGGAGCGGGUCGCGUUGAUGCAGGCUCAUGCUGGCGUGCUUGAUGGCGCCCUGCAGCUCACUGGCAUGUACCACAAUCGCUUCACCCAGCAGUUUGAUGCAUUUGUGGAGUACCAGCGCCAGCAGCUGAAAGAGGUCCAGGCGCACCCAGCACAAAACCGCUGCAAAGCGCAGCAGAUGGCAGAGUUUUCUCGGCCAGGCCUCCUGAGGCACCUGUUAGCAGACACCUUCGUCUUAAUUGCCACAACGGUGCAGAUGUCAGGCAGAGGCGGUGUGCACCAACUGUGGGAGUACGAUCCUGGCAAGAUGGGCAGAGUCCUGAGUCUGUUCUCACCCAGGUUCUCACCGGAGCUGCGCGAUCCUGCACAGGCCGUCCUUGAGCCGGUGGGCCGCGGAACACGCGCCGCUCAAUUUCUAGAAAGUCUUCAGGACGCACCAUCCCGACGCACACACAGCGUCAGCGAAAUGUUGCUGCACUUGGAGAAGUCCUACGCCCACUGCGCGCCGUCGGAGGUGGAGAAGCGUGUGGUGCUUCUUGAGCAGCGCGUUGGGCAGGCACGAGAGGGGGAAAGCUCUCGGAUUCAGACCCUUUACGAGCAGGUGAGAAGGCUACAAGAAGGCCUACACGCCCUGCGCGUGUCCGAAGAGAUCCAUGAUGAGCGGAGGCAGAAGGAGCUGAGAGUUGUGGAAAGCAGUAUCGUCUCGGACCUCCAAAAGGCAGCUACCGAAAGGCAAGAAGCCGAGCAGAGGUGUCAGGACUCAGUCGACAGCGUCGUGGAUGCCUGCCGCACGGAACUCCUGAGGGAGCAGUCGCAGAGGGAGACUGUUCACGACGACUGCUCGCGAGAAGUUGGCGAAGAGGUCCAACGGCUCCAAGCCUUGCUUGAGAAGCAGCGGACGUUGCGCAUGGAGUACGGGGAGCAGAUUGUCUCGCACCUUGAGGCAGAGUUCCGGAAAGUCCAGGAUGCCAUUGUCAGUGAGCAGCAGCUGCGGUUUGAGGCAGAGGGCAUGAUGCUGCGGAUGGUGGAGGAUGUGUGCGGGCGACUGCAUGCCGAGAUUCAGCAGGAGCGCUCCCAGCGCGAGGUCGUUCAGAACAAGCUCUUGGGCUUGUUGGAAGACACCUGCUCGCAGAUCGAGGGCAGCUUCUCCCAUCUCAGCACGCCGUCGAAGGCGGGGGUGUCGUCUGAUGUGUAUUGA